AUGGAGGAGCACCUGAAUUUCUUCAAGGAAGCAGUUUUGCUUCUCAUUUUCCUCAGAUUGGCAGCCUUAAUUUACAAAUAUAGAAAUCGUGCCAGUUUAUGGCCUCUACCUGCAGCGAUUGGAACAAGCGAAAGGAAGGACGUCUAUCAAGAUCUGCCUGGUUGGCCAUUAUUGGGACAACUACCAGAGGUUAUAUUGAACAGCCGCAGCUUGCUUGAAUGGAAUUCUAGGAAGGAGAGAACAUAUGGUCUCGGGUUUUCUGUGACCUUGCCAGGUAUGAGGCUUAUAGAAAUCAGUCGCCCAGACUGGAUCGAGCAUGUUCAGAAAACCAAUUUUCAAAACUAUGUCAAAGGCAAUUUCUUCCGGGAGGUCAUGUCAGACGUAUUUGGUCAGGGUAUCUUUGUGGCUGACGGUGCAAAAUGGAAGUCCACUCGGCAGGUCACAGCACGAAUCUUGAAUGCCCACAACUUCAGGACAAUCGUGGCACCGGCGAUACAUGACACUCUACGAGCUUUCAACGAUCUAUUGGAAGUGAAAGCAAAUGAGGGCUCAAUCGUGGAGCUAGAUGACUUUUUUCAUCGCUUUACCUUAGAGGCUUUCAUCCAAAUGACCAGGCCAAGACCGGGCAGGAGCUCGAUCCCUUUUCACAUGCAUUCGACUUUGUUCAGAGACAACUUGACCUUCGGUUCAUCCUUACUGCCUUCUCAACGCAUCUUGGAAGCCGAGACUCCUCGAGAUUUGUUGGGACUCUUCAUGGAAUUUAGUGAUGAAAAAGGUGUCUCACUGAGCCGGGAUGAAUUGAAGGAUUCGGCCUUGAACCUCAUUAUCGCUGGAAGAGAUACCACGGCUCAAGCACUUUCUUGGACAUUUUUUCACCUUACAAAACGGCCGGAACUACUUGUCCCCAUCAGGGAGGAGAUUGCUCGCUUGAUACCGAAUGACGAUGUCAUGGUAGAUUACGACAGCUACAAGCAAUUUACCAAUGUUCUCGCUGUCUUUUACGAAGCUCUACGGCUCCAUCCCAGCGUACCUAAGAAUGCCAAGUUUGCUCUCAAUCACGACAAACUCCCAGAUGGACCCCUCAUUCAACCGGGCGAUUGCUUACGCUGGAGAAGUGAUUGGCAAAUGGCCCGAGAUCCAAACAUCUGGGGCCUUGACUGUGCUGAAUUCAAGCCGUCUCGGUGGAUAGACCCGGAUGGAAAGUUGAAACAAUAUGGUCAAUGGAAAUUCCAUGCUUUCAAUGGUGGGCCAAGGAUCUGCAUUGGCAUGCACUUGGGUACGAUGGAAGCGGUGGGUGUCAUAGUCGAGAUUGCACGCAGAUAUGAUCUACAAUUUGCCCCAGGAUGGCUAUCAAGAGUGCCAAAGAUCGAAAAAAUCACACCUCAAUGUACAGAACAGACGCCAAAGUAUGGCUCUUCUCUGACUCUACCAAUGGCUGAACGGAUGGAGUUGAUACUCACUACAAGAGACAAGGGCUCUGCUCAAUGUAUCGAGUCAACAGCAGAGUCAUGUCACAAGGUCAAUUAG
This is a messenger RNA of Melampsora larici-populina 98AG31, 1527 nucleotides long. RefSeq names its product cytochrome P450 monooxygenase. Lineage: Eukaryota; Fungi; Basidiomycota; Pucciniomycetes; Pucciniales; Melampsoraceae. The coding region runs from base 1 to 1527 and encodes 508 amino acids. The record is from RefSeq and is a predicted model, not a curated record. The transcript has 16 exons. Gene Ontology annotation, molecular function: oxidoreductase activity, acting on paired donors, with incorporation or reduction of molecular oxygen; monooxygenase activity; heme binding.